GUCGCUGUUGUCGCCUUAACCAACGUCAAUGUCCGCCUUCAGUUGCAUUUUGCCAGCGGUUUCGUGACAAAGCUCCACGCGGUUUGCACCACUCCCGUAUCGAACCCCGUGCAAAGCCACAUUUUCCGCACAAACAUAAGUAGUUUUGUUUGUUUUGUUUGUUUUUUUUGAGUGAGUGAUCGAUCAAGGAAAUUAACUAUUAAGCAGAACCCAUACUAAAGAAGAUGGGCCAAGAGGAUCAGGAGUUGUUGAUACGCGGAGGUAGCAAGAAUACCUCUGCCGAACACUUGAACAACCAGGGGGACGGCGGCGGAGGUUCCUCGCAGAGCUGCAUUAGCCAGGGAUUUGGCCAGACCAAGAACUACGGCACCCUAAGGCCACCAACGCCGCCGGAUGGUUCGGUCAGCGGGCAACAGCCGGAGAAUCUCACCUAUGCCUGGCACAAUCUGGACAUCUUCGGGGCCGUCAAUCAGCCCGGCUCCGGCUGGCGACAGUUGGUCAAUCGGACGCGAGGACUCUUCUGCAACGAGCGACACAUCCCAGCGCCACGGAAGCAUCUGCUGAAGAAUGUCUGCGGCGUGGCCUAUCCGGGAGAACUGCUGGCCGUAAUGGGCAGCUCUGGGGCCGGCAAGACAACGCUCCUGAAUGCCCUGGCCUUCCGCUCACCGCAGGGUAUCCAAGUGUCGCCGUCGGGUAUGCGGAUGCUGAAUGGCCAACCCGUGGAUGCCAAGGAGAUGCAGGCCCGUUGCGCCUAUGUCCAGCAGGACGAUCUCUUCAUUGGCUCGCUGACGGCCCGCGAGCAUCUCAUCUUCCAGGCCAUGGUGCGGAUGCCGCGGCAGCUCAGCUACCGACAGCGGGUGGCCCGCGUGGACCAGGUCAUUCAGGAGCUAUCGCUCAGCAAAUGCCAGAACACGAUCAUCGGGGUGCCCGGUCGGGUCAAGGGGCUGUCGGGGGGUGAGCGCAAGCGUCUAGCCUUCGCCUCGGAGGCUCUGACCGAUCCACCGCUCCUCAUCUGCGAUGAGCCCACCUCCGGCCUGGACUCCUUCACCGCUCACAGUGUCGUCCAGGUGCUGAAGAAGCUGUCGCAGAAGGGCAAGACCGUUAUACUGACCAUACAUCAGCCCUCGUCGGAGCUCUUCGAGCUUUUCGACAAGAUCCUGCUAAUGGCCGAGGGUCGGGUGGCCUUCCUCGGGACACCCAGCGAGGCCGUGGACUUCUUCUCCUAUGUUGGGGCCCAGUGUCCGACUAAUUACAAUCCGGCGGACUUCUACGUUCAGGUCCUGGCCGUUGUACCAGGCCGCGAGGCUGAGUCCAGAGAGAGGAUUGCCAAGAUAUGCGAUAACUUUGCCGUCAGCAAAGUGGCCCGGGAAAUGGAGCAGCUGCUGGCUACCAAGAAUCUCGAGCAGCCCCUGGAGCAGCCCGAAAAUGGUUAUACGUACAAGGCCACCUGGUUUAUGCAGUUCCGGGCAGUGCUCUGGCGUUCCUGGCUAUCCGUGCUGAAGGAACCGUUGCUGGUCAAAGUACGACUCAUUCAGACAACGAUGGUGGCCAUCCUGAUUGGCCUGAUCUUUCUGGGCCAGCAGCUUACGCAGGUGGGCGUAAUGAACAUCAAUGGGGCCAUCUUCCUGUUCCUCACCAACAUGACCUUCCAGAAUGUUUUCGCCACUAUCAAUGUUUUCACAUCGGAGCUGCCGGUAUUUAUGAGAGAAGCCCGAAGUCGUCUGUACAGAUGUGACACGUACUUCUUGGGCAAGACCAUAGCAGAGCUGCCGUUGUUCCUCACCGUUCCCUUGGUAUUCACUGCAAUUGCCUAUCCAAUGAUUGGACUCAGGCCGGGUGUGAUGCACUUCUUCAACUGCCUGGCACUGGUGACAUUGGUGGCCAAUGUGUCAACAUCGUUCGGAUAUCUGAUAUCCUGUGCCAGCUCCUCCACCUCGAUGGCCCUGUCGGUGGGCCCACCCGUCAUUAUCCCGUUCCUGCUGUUCGGUGGGUUCUUUUUGAAUUCCGGGUCGGUGCCCGUCUAUCUGAAGUGGCUGUCGUAUCUGUCCUGGUUCCGGUACGCCAACGAGGGGCUGCUCAUCAACCAGUGGGCGGAUGUGGAGGCAGGUGAAAUCAGUUGCACCUCCUCGAACACGACGUGCCCCAGCUCCGGCAAGGUCAUCCUAGAGACCCUAAACUUCUCGGCUGAGGAUUUGCCCCUGGAUUACGUGGGACUGGGCAUCUUAAUUGUUAGCUUUAGGGUAUUGGCUUAUCUGGCACUGAGACUCAGGGCCAGACGCAAGGAGUAGAGUCUGCCGAUGAUCAAUCAUAGUUAAUGCGGUUUUUUGUAUGAGUACUCGUACGUGUCGUGUGUGUAAUUAUUAUUAUUAUAAUUAUUAUUGUGUCUAUUGUUUGGCUUCCGCCCCAACCACCACCCCACAAAACAACUACAUUUACUGUUACUAAGCUUGAAAUGCUUGAGAAUAAAACAUGCUUUUUUACUUCAA
Molecule: messenger RNA, 2486 nt
Organism: Drosophila persimilis
Lineage: Eukaryota; Metazoa; Arthropoda; Insecta; Diptera; Drosophilidae
Product: protein white
Exons: 6
Coding region: 225-2288 (687 amino acids)
Biological process (GO): transmembrane transport
Cellular component (GO): plasma membrane
Molecular function (GO): ATP binding; ATP hydrolysis activity; ABC-type transporter activity
Source: RefSeq, a predicted model, not a curated record